Dermacentor albipictus is the source of this 4512-nucleotide messenger RNA. RefSeq names its product cytochrome P450 4C1-like. Lineage: Eukaryota; Metazoa; Arthropoda; Arachnida; Ixodida; Ixodidae. Gene Ontology annotation, molecular function: monooxygenase activity; oxidoreductase activity, acting on paired donors, with incorporation or reduction of molecular oxygen; heme binding. The record is from RefSeq and is a predicted model, not a curated record.
UGAAAGGCAAAGUAACCCCGUGUUCGAUGCUCACGCCUGGCUUUCAUCGGAGAGGAGAGAUUCGCGAGAGUCGCGACAGCAGAAAUAUAACAACGGAGCUUUCGAGGGCUCUCCUUUGAAUAUAGAAACUGUGCAAUAGGUGGCGGCGGGUCUCUCGUCUAACGAUGCUACUCAUCAUCUACGCAUUCAUCGGGGCGUUAUUGCUCGUGGUGACUGCAUUUCUGGCGGCGCACGUGGCCCGGUACAAGACUUGGAAAUACGUGAAGCACAUGCCGGGGCCUGACGAGACGAUCCCGAUGCGCACUGUGCUCCAGGUGCAGCUUAAGGCGUCGGCGAUGAAAGACGUGCUACCUCCAACUGUUGUGUACAUGCAAUCACGUUUCGCGCUAACGUUGAAGCAUCAAAAGGAAGGGUUCUUCGCCUUUUACCUUGGCAUGAGACCAUGCAUCACAGUAUACAAGGCAGAGUAUGUCGAGACAUUCUUGACUAAUCGCAACACACAAUCAAAGUCUUUUCAUUACGGGCUCCUUCAUCCGUGGCUGGGAACUGGACUUUUGACGAGCGCGGGACCAAAAUGGAAAAGCCGCAGACGAAUGUUGACACCGGCUUUCCACUUCAAGAUUCUUGAGGACUUUGUAGCGCCGAUGAAUAAGAUGGCCAGGCGCACAGCCGCCCGAAUCGAUGACCAAUUCAAGGAUACCUGGAUCGACGCUGUACCUAUGGCAGCUGCAUGCGCCUUGGAUGUCUUGCUCGAUACCAUAAUGGGUGUCUCGAACUCUAAGAUCGACAGCGAAUGUCAGCGCUACGUGCAAAACGUGAAAUUUGUGGCGGAGCGAAUAAUAAAAAGGUCGCAGGCUCCGUGGCUUGCACUAGAUUGCCUAUACUACAGAACAGAAGACGGACGACAAUAUCAAAGGAACGUGUCUGAGAUUCACGCCUUCACAAAAAAGGUUAUCUCCAAAAGAAGAGAAGAGAUAAUGAACGAAAUCAACUCGGAAAACAAGGACAAAGAAGCAAGCCCUACAGUUGAAGACGACCUCCACCUGACGACGAGGUCAUCAAAGAGAUUGACUUUCAUUGACAUCCUGCUUCGUUACAGCAUACAGGUCGACUCUUCGUUGACAGACGAUGACAUAAGAGAGGAAGUGGAUACAUUUAUGUUCGAGGGACACGACACAACUGCGAUGGGCAUUGCUUGGUCCCUUUACAUGAUUGCAUUGCACCCGGACGUUCAAGCUAAAAUUCACGAGGAAUUGGAGUGUGUCCUGCAAGGCGACCUAGAUGCUGAUAUAACGUUGGAAGAUUUAAAGGAGCUCAAAUACUUUGACCGCGUGCUCAAGGAAAGCCAACGCCUAUUUCCAUCGGUACCCAUUAUUGGGAGAGCGGCAGCGCAAAAAAUUAAAAUCGGUAAACACAUCGUUCCAGAGGAGAGUGACGUUGACAUCUUCAUAUAUGCUCUACAUAGAGAUCCAAGUGUGUUUCCAGAUCCUGAAGUGUUCGAUCCCGACAGGUUUCUACCAGAAAAUGUUGUACACAGACAUCCGUACGCAUAUGUGCCCUUCUCCGCGGGUCCCAGGAACUGCAUAGGUCAAAAGUACGCUUCGAUGGAAGUUAAGAUCAUCGUCGCUACCCUUCUUCGACGCUUCUUUUUGAAGGCCGUUGAUCGGCGAGACCAACUGAUGCUCACGUGCGAACUUGUGUUGAGGCCAGUGAAUGGACUCAGAGUUGAGUUUACGCCACGGUCACGGGGCAUCUGAUUGGAUUCCUCUGGCCUAGUUCUUGAGUUACCGAGUUACUCUUUCUUGAGUUACGUAGCGGCAACUGUCUCGCGGGUCUUUCCGCUAAGAACUACAAUCGCAGCAAGAUCAUUGAUUAGGAAACAAAGUGGGCAAUGCUGACCUCGCACGCUUGCAACCAUAGGAAUGAAGAUGUUGCCACUUGCUUCGAGAGUGCCCUGGGUAUUGCACUGUUAGUUUUAGACCGAGGGUUGACGGUACGCGUACAGCGUUGGAUGACCGGCCAUGAAUCCCCUAGAAACUCUUAACGUAGAUGGACAUAAUAAAUCUACAAUGAAGUAACAUUCCUUUACAGGCUACAUGGUAACCCAGAACAGCGUAUUCAAGAUAGAGCAAGUACUAGUUAGUUAGUUAGGGAAAACAUUAUUGAGCUCUAGUAAUUAUGUUCUUCUGCGGCUGGGGCGGAUUCUUCAGGGGAGUCUUCCUCCUUGUGUCUUCCCCGGAGGUCUUCACCCGCUGCUUCGUCCGUCCUCUAUCGCAAUGGUCGGCUGCCCUCAGUCCAGGGCUCCGCUGGUUCUGCUGUCCGUCGUGCACGCCGCAAUAAACCAGCGUUUCGCUACAAGACUGUACGGUAGUCAAGGCUGAAGAAGUGGCCGUUGAUCUAGCGGCAGCGGAGGGCUAUCGGAUCGGACAGUCGCUAACAAUACUGUCGGACUCGUAAACAGCCUGCCGCAACUACUUGCAUGGCAGAAUCAGUCUCCGAGGUCUCCACAUACUCUGCUCAGAAAGUGCUAGAAAUAUUGUGAUGGGGAACUGCUUCAGAGGUCAUCAUGGUUUCAUGCGCCACUGUAAGAAAGGACACUUGAACUUCACCCUGAGUUUUUUUGUUACAGUGAAGUGACUCCAAAUAUCAUGCAAUAUCACCCAGACCAUUUUUACCAGACCUGGUGUAUUCAAAAUUGUUACAUUGUUACAAAAGCUCUCUGUUUAUAUGCACAAACUUGUACGCAGCGCAUCAUCGUUUAUUCGUAGAACAAAUGGCUACGUUGUACUGCCUUGAAUCUAGCUGCUAUACUAGGAGUCAUAAAACGCUAUUACCAGCUGCAAAUGGCCAUAGACCAAAGAGAGAUACCAUGCUCCCACGUUUUAAACCAUUUAUUACGAAGGACAGUUCAAUAUACCAUGAUUCACUGAAUAUAAUAGUGUCUUCUCUCUGGGUUUUGUUGUCCGAGCGUUCCUGGAAAAUGGCCCUAUUUGCCAUUUUGGAAUAGGGUUGCGUUUAUAUAAGAUACUUAGAUUUUCGAAGAUUUUAAUGGCGUCAGAUACUCCUUUUCACAUAUAGUUACUACAACAAAAGGCCACAUAAAUGGAGCAUUUGUAUAAAAGGCACCAACGCCUAAACUACACUCACCUAAAUAAAUCGUGCUAUAUGCUGCAGCUCAGUAAAUCCAGCUGACAAAAAAUGGCGCAAGAAGAUCCUUAAAGGUAAAGUUCAGUCACCUUAAUAUACUCUGGACAGAGCGCAAAUGAAAACAGGGAGUAAGGUCGUACGCUAGUGAACUUUCUUUUUCGUCUCAAGUAUCUGGCUAUUUUACUAUACAACCAUACAGUCCGGCCAUCUUGGGCACGUAUUCUUUUGCCUCUUAUGGUGCUGGGCAGUGACUAGCUGUGCAUUUUGUUUCCCAGCAUGUCCUCUGUCAGAGGUGAGCAGGCUGCACCACGUUUGACUAUAGGGCUGACUGCAGGUACUGCCAAGCACCACCCGUGUUAUGCAACCCAAGCCACGGUAUCGGGCUGGGCCGACAUAAUUAUCAUCUCCACUCUGCAGCACUUAUGGCAUUGCUUCGUCGAUAGCUCAAGGCUUGAAACAUGGAGUCAUGGUGGUAUAGACGGUUGCGAGCUCAUUCUGUAAAAUUGCGCUAACCGAAGCAGGAAGCGGGGGGGUGGAAUUAGUAUUAAAUAUAUUUUUGUCCCUGCGUGCUUUAAAACAGAGAGAUGGACUCCAUAACGUAAUCUCACGGCCAUUGCUAGAGCUUUGAGGCGUAAGACGCAUUGCUUUGGGACAAUUGCACUGUAGGAAGUGACUGGCGGCACGGUCCGCAUCGUCAAGUAUGUACUGUCAUGUGGGCUUUCAGCCAAGACUGCAAUUACGCUACGAGCACUUACUUUGCGAACACAUUCAAUUCCCUUUGCCAUAGUUAUUAAUGCGUGUGCGUGGAUGCGUGUGCGUGUGUGUGUGCAUGUCACAACUACGGUCGUUCAGCGGGCGCGCCAGCUGGCACCGAAUGAGCAAUAUCGCCAACCCUUUUCUUUUCUACAUGCAGUUCAGUAACAAAUUAUGUACUGUUAAAACAAAUGGCUCCCGCUUAAUUAAGCUCACGCGCCCUCGUAGCUGUUAUAUGUGCUUUUUUGCCGCUAAAGAUUUCUUCUAUUCCUCCUGCAUAUCCAGCUUUUCUGGACACGUAGCAACUAGCGCCCCAAGCGGCCGUGGCACGUAGCUAGCGCGUUUACAAUGUAAAGAGCGGGUUUUUCGCGAAUAAUGAAAGCUGCGGGUCGAAUAUUAAAAAGGACAGGUGACAGAUAGAAGACAAUCCACAUGAGACAAAUGAAGUGAUCGCGCUGAGGGAAGCUAGAAUUUUGUUUCCAGAGCGGGUAAAUAUUCAGCAAUGGAAGCCUAUGGAAACGACGUAAAUUUGUGCUAGGUUUAUUAACUUGGCAUUUACCUUAAGUUUAGACUGUACAUAUAUGAAUCGAGAGCAAAUCUUACAGCUAUGGA